Messenger RNA from Sclerotinia borealis F-4128, 351 nucleotides. NCBI's taxonomy places the organism in Eukaryota, Fungi, Ascomycota, Leotiomycetes, Helotiales, Sclerotiniaceae. The record is from the annotation of a GenBank genome assembly.
AUGUCAUCAAGUUCUGGGCCAGCUCAUAGGCAGGUGCGUCGAGAAUCUGCGUCUAGCACCAACAAUGAAUCUGAUCAUCAAUCCUACAACCGUGACGCCAACCUCACCCAAACUCGCAGCUCUACUACCACACAAAGGGAAGGAUCUCGCUCUUCUUCAACAGAAGUUCGUGCAGAACCACAUGCACAGUUUUCAUCAUGGAUCAGCAACCACAAGAAAAAUCUUCUGCAAGCAAUGGAGCUAGCUUCGGUGACUCCAGUCGUGAUGCUAGCUAUACCUCAGAGAAUGAUUCGACUGAAUGAGGAGCUCAAAAUUAUGAAAUUGCGUCGCAAAAUCCCUUUUCUCAUUUAG